ACCCUGGCGCCAUGUUCGGUUCCAGCCGCGGCGGGGUGCGCGGCGGGCAGGACCAGUUCAACUGGGAGGACGUGAAGACCGACAAGCAGAGGGAGAACUAUCUGGGCAACUCGUUGAUGGCACCCGUGGGCCGUUGGCAGAAGGGACGCGACCUCACCUGGUACGCCAAGGGCCGGACGCCGUGCGCCGGGCCGAGCCGCGAGGAGGAGCUGGCGGCCGUGCGCCAGGCGGAGCGCGAGGCGCUGCUGGCCGCACUUGGCUACAAGAACGUGAAGAAGCAGCCCACGGGCCUGAGCAAGGAGGACUUGGCGGAGGUCUGCAAGCGCGACGGAGGUGACCUCGAGGAGAAGGGCGUGGACCGCCUGCUGGGCCUGGGCAGCGCCAGUGGCUCCGCAGGCCGUGUGGCACUGUCCCGGGAGGACAAGGAGGCCGCCAAGCUGGGGCUGUCCGUGUUCACGCACCACCGCGUGGAGAGCGAUGGGCCCGGGACCUCGACAGCCACGGCCAGGAAGAAGCUGCGCGCUGAGGACCAGGCAGAGAGCAGGCUGGGGACCAAGGCUCUUUCUUGUGUGUCCCCCCUCAGCCCUGAGAGCCACAGGAAAAGAAAGAAAGAGAAGAAGAAGAAGAAAAAACACAAGAAAGAGAAGAAGAAAGACAAGGAAUACAAGCGGCAGGCUGAGGCCUCCGUGUCCCCUGCAUGGCCUGGGCACCACUGCCACGACUCCGACUUUGACGGCCCCUGCUGCAAGAGAAGGAAGCACAGCCAUAACAGGGACAGCAAGAAGAGCCUACCUCAGAGGCAGCAUGACACAAACUGAUGGCUAAGCCCUGCACCCCACUCACUGUGGACUCCUUGAACUCUCACAUACUAGCCUCAGAAAAGCCCUGUUUGGUGAGGCAAUAGUGGCUUCCUGGGCCAGGCUGACACCAGCCCUAGCCCAGAGUGGGCCAGCCACCUAGAAGGAACCAUUCUGGAAGCCUGCAGACUAGCAGUACACUGAGGCGCAUGUUUCGGCCUGCCACUUGGUCAGGUCUUGCGGCAAUAGUCCCUGGCUAGCAGGUGGAGGCAGGCCUGCUUUGGAGAUCCUAGCAGAGGCCAACUCCCUCUGUCCUGUUCGUGGCUGCAGCAGUCCUGGGCCCUCUGAGAGGUGUGGCUCUGGCCAAGGAUGGUUACCUCUAUUUUUCUUUAUAUUGACUCUUUGUACUUAAAUAAAUUUAUUUUAAAAGUA
Carlito syrichta (Philippine tarsier) is the source of this 1229-nucleotide messenger RNA. RefSeq names its product chromosome unknown C1orf35 homolog (gene CUNH1orf35). The transcript has 8 exons. The coding region runs from base 12 to 818 and encodes 268 amino acids. The record is from RefSeq and is a predicted model, not a curated record. Lineage: Eukaryota; Metazoa; Chordata; Mammalia; Primates; Tarsiidae.